Molecule: messenger RNA, 818 nt
Organism: Mizuhopecten yessoensis (Yesso scallop)
Lineage: Eukaryota; Metazoa; Mollusca; Bivalvia; Pectinida; Pectinidae
Product: sulfotransferase family cytosolic 1B member 1-like
Exons: 5
Coding region: 52-735 (227 amino acids)
Biological process (GO): sulfation
Cellular component (GO): cytoplasm
Molecular function (GO): sulfotransferase activity
Source: RefSeq, a predicted model, not a curated record
CUUUGCACAUACCCGAAAACAGGGUUACACUGGACGUACAACAUCGUUCAAAUGUUGAUAUCAGGAUCAACUACAUAUGAGGGCAGUCCGAAAUACCUGGAGUUCGACGAUAUAGGUAUGAUUGACAUGAUGCCGCCUCGGCGGGUGUACGCCACGCAUUUUGAGGUGUGUCACCUACCUGACGCCAUCAAGAAUGGAACGGGAAAGGUUAUCAAUAUCAUCCGCAACCCGAAGGAUGUGGCUGUAUCCUACUUCUGUUUCCUGACGUCUCUUAACAUUCCUGUUUACUCCGGGAGCUUCAGUGGAUUUCUGCAGUAUUUCCUGAAAGAAGACUUUUUGUUUGGUAAUUGGUUCGGUGCUCUUAAGCAAUGGUUGGAUAUCCAAACAAUGUAUCCAUGCAUGCAGACGCUCACCCUUCAUUACGAGGAUCUAAAAAGAAAUACUUUACAAAAUCUCUGCACAUUGGCGGAUUUCCUUGAAGUCCCCAGAAAUGAUGAUUUUCUACGACAAAUAGAACUGAGUGUGGAAUUUGCAAAAAUGAAGAUAAAUCACGAACAAGAAUUGAUAGGAUCCGAGACAUUUAAGGACAUCGCAACACAUGGAGUUCUCCCCAUCUAUCGAAAGGGAGGCGUUGGAGACUGGAAAAAUUGGUUCACACCUGCAGAAAGCGAGGAGUUUGAUCGCGUCUACAAACAAAGAAUGGAGGGAUACGACAUAGAUUUCAUUUACGAAUGAAAACUACACUUCGUUUUGCUUAAUCUUAAAAUCUGAAAAAUAUUAUGAAACCAAUUCUACUUUGAAGGCAUCGGCGCUUACGG